Messenger RNA from Dentiscutata erythropus, 252 nucleotides. The record is from the annotation of a GenBank genome assembly. NCBI's taxonomy places the organism in Eukaryota, Fungi, Glomeromycota, Glomeromycetes, Diversisporales, Gigasporaceae.
AUGCCUAGGUUUUGUUUUCUAAAAGCCCUUUAUUGGAAAGCUAAAAUUCGAUAUCAUGUACAAAAAAAAGCAGAAUAUGAUAGGCUUAUAGAUAAUUUUAAGAAGGUGCUAAACUUUUCAAAUGAGGAUAAUGAUCAAAAGACUUUGAAUGAACUUAUUUUGUCUUAUAUUUUUGAAAAAAAGAAAAAACAAGAUGCUGAAAGUCAAAUAAUAGUUAUUCAAGACCAGAUAUUGACAACAGAUGAUGAUUGA